Jatropha curcas is the source of this 908-nucleotide messenger RNA. RefSeq names its product Reticulon family protein. Lineage: Eukaryota; Viridiplantae; Streptophyta; Magnoliopsida; Malpighiales; Euphorbiaceae. Gene Ontology annotation, biological process: response to bacterium. The record is from RefSeq and is a predicted model, not a curated record.
ACAGUGCUAACCAUACAAACAUAAUCAAUUACCUUACAAGGCAUUAUUAUUAUUAUUUUUGAAUUGAUCUAACUGGUACUUCAUUAGUCAUCAUGCCAAGAUGGGGGAUAUAUGAUUCUGAUUCUGAUGACAAAUUUCCAUCCUCGUCAAAAUCACAUGGCCGUCAAAGGUCUCUUCAUGCCAUUUUUGGGGGUGGACUUGUUGCUGACAUAUUGUUGUGGAGGAACAAGCAUUUAUCAGGAGGGAUUCUAAUUGUUUUCACAAUUAUAUGGUUCCUUUUUGAAGUUGUGGAGUACCAUUUUAUUAGUCUUCUCUGUCAUUUGCUCAUGUUUUUUAUGGCCAUUCUCUUCAUCUGGUCUAAUAGUUCAGGAUUGAUCAAAAGAGAUCCUCCUUCUGUUAACGAUUUAGAGUUGCAAGAAUCCAUGUUGAGAUUCUUUCUUUCACAAAUUAACAACUGUAUAUCGAAUUUACACUAUGUUUCAAGUGGAAAAGAUCUAAUCACUUUCUUCGCGACUAUUGGUUGUCUCUGGAUAUUGGCAGCUUGUGGAUCUCUAUGCAGCACUUUGAAUUUUCUAUAUGUUGUGAAAUUAUUUAUUUUGUUGCACGAAGUGUACCUGUGCAUGGCAACAUUGCCAGCUUUAUAUGAGCGAUAUGAAGAUCAAGUGGAUCGUUUUGCUGGAAAAAGUAGCCAUGAAGUGAAGAAUUUAUUUGAAAAAUUCAAUUCGAAAGUUCUUGACAAGAUUCCAAGGGGACCCAGAAAAGAUAAAAAACUUACCUAAAUUUGGAAAUUACCCUGAAAAAUUACUUUCUUUUCUAAGCUAAUUUUAUAGGGUUUUUAAUUUAUUUAGUCUCUUGUAUUACCAUUGUGACAAUUUUAUGAUUUGGUAUAAACAAUUGGGGUUGUUAUA